AUGUCCCUCCUUCAUACUUUGCGACGACCUCCGGUAUUCAACGCCUGGUAUCCUGCCCGAAGAUGCUUCGCUAGCAGCAGCAAAACUGCGGAUGCUGCACUGGCCGCACCCGCGAUUGCGUCAGAAGCCAAGAAGGUGGAUGGUGCAGAAGCCGUUUCAAGAUCAUCUUGUCCAGAGGGCACAAUACUGACGGGCAUGUCCUAUCUCAAAAACCAGCAGCCUGUUACUGCGAUGGCGGACGACGCGUAUCCAGAAUGGCUGUGGAAGUUGCUCGAGCCGAAGCAGUUGCCAGAUGAUGGUCCCGGAGGCAAGGCGGAGAAGUACAUGUUAAGGAAGCAGAAUAGGCGGAAGAUUCGAGAUCAGAACUUCAUGAAGACGCAGUAGGAUGUCUCGAAUCUGCCGAGCCUAUGGCCUCACCAUUAUUAGGUGUAUUGCGGGGCAACACAGUUAUCAUAUUCUAGUCUAUUUUCCUCCCAGGCAAUCUUAUGACCUUAUACGUC
Postia placenta MAD-698-R-SB12 is the source of this 500-nucleotide messenger RNA. RefSeq lists its product as hypothetical. Bases 1 to 384 code for a protein of 127 amino acids. The record is from RefSeq and is a predicted model, not a curated record. Lineage: Eukaryota; Fungi; Basidiomycota; Agaricomycetes; Polyporales; Adustoporiaceae. Gene Ontology annotation, molecular function: structural constituent of ribosome. The transcript has 3 exons. Gene Ontology annotation, cellular component: mitochondrial large ribosomal subunit.